AUGAGUGACGUCUUCAACCCUGAAGUUUUUGAGCAGAAGUUGAGGCGCUUGGCCGACGGCUUUCAAAAGCGCUUCGGAGAACUGCUCAAAUAUGACAUCGAGGCCGAGCUUACUCGUUUCGAUGAGUAUAGGCAAACGCUCAGCAAGUACGUCGUGGACGGCGUGGCUUUUAUGAAAUCCGCACAGGAGAGCAACAUGAAAAUCGUGGUCGAAGGCGCAAACGCACUGAUGCUAGAUGUUGAUUAUGGUUCUUAUCCAUUUGUCACUUCCUCAAGUACUACACUUGCCGGUAUUAUUGGCGGACUUGCACUGAACCCAAAGAAUAUCACGGAGACGGUUGGAGUCGUUAAAGCCUAUACCACCCGUGUCGGGGCUGGAGCCUUCAAGACCGAAGAUACCGAAGAGAUCGGCACCAAGCUCCAGGAGAUUGGACGCGAAUGGCUCGACGUUUUGGAUACUUUCGAAACGAUCAAGAUCGCCAUUGCCUACAAGAUUGAUGGAGAGGUCAGGGAUGCCGAAAACAUGAUGAUAGAUGGUGAACUGGAUUCUUACCCUGCGGAUCUUGACAUCUUGAACCGAGCUGAGGUGGUUUACCACGAGAUGCCAGGCUGGCAAAAGCCGACCACCAACGCGAGGACAUACUACGACCUUCCCAGGGCAGCCCGCGAGUAUGUCGAGUACAUCGAGAAGUUUGUUGGAGUAAAGAUCAAGUACAUCGGCACUGGUCCUGACCGAGAGGCCAUGAUCCAGCGUGCCUAA
This is a messenger RNA of Fusarium musae, 759 nucleotides long. RefSeq lists its product as uncharacterized. Lineage: Eukaryota; Fungi; Ascomycota; Sordariomycetes; Hypocreales; Nectriaceae. Gene Ontology annotation, molecular function: adenylosuccinate synthase activity; nucleotide binding. The record is from RefSeq and is a predicted model, not a curated record. Gene Ontology annotation, cellular component: cytoplasm. Bases 1 to 759 code for a protein of 252 amino acids. The transcript has 9 exons. Gene Ontology annotation, biological process: IMP metabolic process; 'de novo' AMP biosynthetic process.